This is a messenger RNA of Aspergillus novofumigatus IBT 16806, 1536 nucleotides long. RefSeq lists its product as uncharacterized. Gene Ontology annotation, biological process: chromatin remodeling. NCBI's taxonomy places the organism in Eukaryota, Fungi, Ascomycota, Eurotiomycetes, Eurotiales, Aspergillaceae. The transcript is spliced from 3 exons. The record is from RefSeq and is a predicted model, not a curated record. Bases 120 to 1157 code for a protein of 345 amino acids. Gene Ontology annotation, cellular component: nucleus; Ino80 complex.
CCAACACCAUCGCUCGCCUUAGAGCUCUCUUUUAACAUUCGCCAUUUCAUCAUCAAUCAUCAAUACCUUAUCUGUGUCACUCUGUUGAACACACGUCUCCGCAUCAAUCUUGAUUCGACAUGUCACAGGAAGACGAGGAUUCCCGCUCCGUGGCCGAGAGCUUGCCCGACGAAUCGACCAGUGCCCCUGCGAAACAGUCAUAUCGUUCUUUCAAAAAGAAGUAUGCCAAACUCAAAGUCAAAUUCGAGCUUGGGAUGAAGGAGAGCGAGUCUCUGAUCCGCGAAGAGUUGCGCAUCGAAGAUCUCUCAAAAAGAAUUCAGGAGCAGAACGACCAACUUCUAGAGGUUCUCCUUGAAUUUAACGAAAGUUUGCACGUCCCAGCGGAUCAGCGAUUUGAUAUCAGUGCGCCGGGAGACUCCUCCUUCCUGCCGACGCCUGAACGAUCGCCGAUGUACGUCGACACUGCGACGGCAAAAUCCACUUUGAAAGAUGCGAAAGCACAGAUGGCUGCUGGUAGCAUGACACUCGAAGCAUAUCGCACUCUGGAAGACGAUAUCAAACGAGGCAACGCCUUUGCACCGCACAUGCAUUACACUGCUCUCCAAAAGGUGCCUCAUACGUCGGUUCCGUCCGUAAAACAGGAUUCUUCUACAGAUAUCAGCCUGGAGGAGAAGCUUGGAUAUCUUACUCCGGAGCACGAGACCGAGUAUUACUUGAGCAUGGAUGCAAAGCUCGGCGACGAAGCAGCUGCCCUCGAGCUUAGUCGCAUACCCGAAAAGCCAUCAUUCGCUGAACGGGAAAGGGAAUUGGCGCUACGAAACCCAGUCUCCGUCUACAACUGGCUCCGGCGCAAUCAGCCACAUAUUUUCCUGCAGGACCAUGAGAACGCCUCCGAGAAGUCAGGCUCUAGACCAACUAAUGCGCGGGCGUCCAAAAGAGCAACCCAGCCACGCAAAGAGGAGGAGGCUUACGACGAGGAUGGCGUCCUAAUGGAUACCGGUCCUACUCCGGGUAGCACCAAAGGCAAGCGCAAGCGCGAUGACGAUACGGGCUAUAGACCCAAGGGUGGCAGUAGCCGUCCCAGCAAGAAAAAGAAGGACGACACGAACUCAAAUGCCAAGCGCACGUCGAAAAGGUCGUCAGGUUUGGUUGCCUGAAGACCUGUUUGUCUGCUCUAAGCAUUGAUCUCCCUCUAUGUACUAUUAUAUUUCUCGUUUCCCCUUCCGACGUCCGGACUAUCCGGGGUGACACCGUAGGAGAAGCUGCCUACUGAGGACUGCCAGUACUGCCCUUUAUUUCUUAUGUUGAUCCCGGUUUGACCGGCAUGGCUGUCUCUCGCAAAGUGUGUCGUAUUUUGACAAGCUUGAGAAACGUGCAUUAUCAUUCAGCCAUACUCCUUCACUUCUUUUCUUGCUGUCUUAUCAUUCUCUUUCAUUUUUUCCUCAUAAUGUUGACUGGCGAGGGCAUGAUAUGAACCAUAAAUGGAAACGCCUAAUUAGAUGCAUGAAUAACUACAAUAAAAAAUCCACUGGUGCA